Diabrotica virgifera virgifera (western corn rootworm) is the source of this 3798-nucleotide messenger RNA. RefSeq lists its product as uncharacterized. The record is from RefSeq and is a predicted model, not a curated record. Gene Ontology annotation, molecular function: protein dimerization activity; DNA binding. Bases 967 to 3000 code for a protein of 677 amino acids. The transcript has 2 exons. Lineage: Eukaryota; Metazoa; Arthropoda; Insecta; Coleoptera; Chrysomelidae.
GUGAUGUGAGUUGUAAAAUUACAUAACUUACGUUACAUAAAUUACACGUAACUUACGGUAAUAUUACAUGAUACCCGUAACUUAAUGUAAUUUAUGUAAUUUUUGGAAUUUACGUAAUUUAUGAAAUUUAACGUAACUUAUGAUAAAUUUACAUAAAUUACCGUAAUUUAUGUAAUUACUGGUAAAAUUACAUAUAUUAUGGCAACUUAUGCGCGCGCAAUUGUCGUAAGUGCGGUGCGCCGGUGCCGGCGCGCGCGAACCAGUGGGUGCUAUUACGCUCGUCGCUCGUUAGUCGUUCCUUAGUCUGAGUCAGGCAGGUUAUGUUUACAUUUCUGUUAUUGUAUGUGUAAUGUGUAUGUAUAAGUUAGUUUUCGACUGUUCUUUCUCUAUUCAUUCACGCAGCGUUGGUUACUUUACAUUUAUUUAUAAGGAAGCACAGAAACUAUAAGGUAAGAAAUAUAUUAUUUCUACAAACAGCAAAACACGUGCCGGUGAUGUCCAUAGCAACCUUAGAUUGGGAAACACAGGGGCGGGCCUAUCGCAUAUCGACUGUACGUUAAAUCUAACGCGCGUCAUUUUAUAUGUGGCUACAGUACUUAAUUCUGAAUUCGGUUUACCAAGUUUUAUUCGAUUUUUUAGAUUAGUUUACUGUACAAUAACUAUAAGAAUGAUAGGAGCAACGGGGUACUUGUGCAUGUAGCAUGUGUAAUUGAAUUACACUGACAUAACUUACUAAAUAAAAAAUUUUGAUAACGUUGAGGGCAAAAUAAUGUAGUUGUCCGAUCCAGUAUUCUGCUUAUUCGAAUUUCAUUAAAUUGUUACACAGAUUCAAUUUUAAUCUUUCUUCUAUUUAAGGAUGCCUAACAAUUUUUUAUGCCCUCGUGCCCAUCAAAUACUUUGAAAAAUAAUGUUUUUUCCCUUCUUAAUGUUUAAGUCUACCUGAAUAUUUUUUUUAGGUCAUAAAACAUGGUGAAACGUAAGACAGAUAUCUGGCUUUAUUUUGAAGUGUUACCUGCGGGUUCUUCUAAUCAAAAGACCAUAAAUGUGAGGUGUAAAUUUUGCAAGAGUGUACAUGCAAAAAAUGCUACAAGAAUGAAAUCUCAUCUUCAACAAUGCACUUAUGUGCCGCAUAUGAUAAAACUUAAAUUCAAUAUUUUAACUCCAAAGUCAAAGGGGAAUCACUCUAAAUUUCCAUUUGAAACAUCCAUGAAAAAGAUCACAUCGGCAAAAUUGGAUAACGAUAACACUGAUGCUGCUUGUACAUCAUCAACGGUUUCCACAGCAUCAACAUCUGCUUCUGAUAACAUUCAUGUGGAAACACCUGUUUGCACAAAAAUCAACAGAAUACAAUCAUUUUGUGAUCGAAUGACACACGAACAAAAUAACGAAUUGAAUAUUUUGCUUGCUAGAGCUAUUUACACCAGUUCAGCACCACAUUCAAUUACCGAGAAUGAAGAUUGGAAAUUGUUUUUUAAAAAAAUUAGACCUUCAUACACCUUACCAUCGAGAUAUAUGUUAUCAAAUCGUCUCCUGACCGAAGAGUACGAGCGAGUUGAAGUUCAAGUUAAUGAUAAAAUUAAGCAAGCUGACAAUUUAUCAUUGCAAUGCGAUGGUUGGUCCAACUUGCGAAAUGAAAGUGUAAUUAAUUUCAUUGUUACAACACCCGAACCGUUAUUUGUCAAAUCAGUACUAACAAAAGCAGAGAAGCAUACCGCAGAAUAUAUAACAAAAUUAAUGGUUGAAGUUCUGGAGGAGUAUGGACCUAAAAAAUUUUUCGCUAUUGUGACUGAUAACGCAAAGAAUAUGAGGAAGGCUGUGAGACAAUGUGAAGAGAUGUAUCCCCAUCUUGUAUCAUACGGCUGUUUAGCGCACACAUUACAUUUAUUGUGCAGCGAUAUUUUGAAAUUAUCUUCAAUAGAGACACAUUUGUCACAUAUUAUACAUAUCGUUAAAACUAUUAACCAGUGUCAAGUACUGAGAGCUCAAUUCACAGAAAUAAGAAAUGAGAUGAAGUGUGGAGUGUCUCUUAGCCUACCUGUAAAAACAAGAUGGGGUUCACAUGUAAAAUGUCUUCAAGAUCUGACUAAAUGCAAGUCCGUCCUACAACGUCUAGCAAUAUCUCCAGAUAAAACAAUUCAAGAUAGAAUACGCAGCGCAAAAGCAAAUUUACUUGAUGAAGGAUUCUGGAUAAAUUCUAGCGCUCUUGUUGAAUUGCUUAAGCCAAUUACUGAAGCAAUAACACGUCUUGAAGGAGAUUCUUCGUCAAUUCAUUUGGUUUGUGAAACUUUCGCGAAAAUCGGUAGUAACAUAUCUACUCAUUUAGAAUGCGUGAAACUAACGGAUUGCGAAAAAACAGAAGCGAUGGAUAAAUUUAUAUCAAGGAAGGAAUACGCCCUUCAACCGAUCCAUUUUGCCGCAGACUUACUAAACCCUCGGUCUGUUGGUGCAAAUUUAUCAUCAGCCGAAAGGAUUGAAGCGAUGAAAUACAUUACUACUAUGUCAACCACGACCACGAUAGAGAUUGGUGAUGAAGGAGUGUCAAAGAUUACUGAGGAUUUAGGAAACUAUUUAGCUAAAACAGACUUUUUUGGCGAAACAUUUUUAUGGAACAUACUCGAUAAUGUCUCUUUGGUUACAUGGUGGAAAGGAUUUUGUGGACAUUCAUGCCUCUCCAAAGUUGCAGUCAGGAUAUUGACAAUGCCGUGCACUUCUGCGGCAACAGAGAGAAGCUUUAGCUCCCAGAGCAGCAUUCAUACGAAGAGAAGAAAUCGCCUAACAACUCAAAGGGCAGCAAAUUUAAAUUAUAUACAAUAUAAUUCAAAAUUGCUGAAACGUUCACGACAACAUCACAUACAAAGUCAAUAUCCUAUAGAAGAGACUGUACAGAACAACGUUUCGAUAGAAGGUAGAAACUUACAGAAGGAGAUAGAAGUAAUUGAAAACCAUAUUUCCGAAGAGGAAGAAUUAGACGAGGUAAUUUUAAAUUUAGGCAUUUUUUAGAUAUGUGAUAUGUGCAUGUGAUAUAUGCAGUUUGCUUCUUUUCCGAUUUUCCAAUGCAUUCCACCGUUUUCGAAUAAAAAAUUAUAAAUCUUAUGUUUUCAGACAAUAUCAUCAUGGCAUUCAAAUACAACAGGAAAUGGAAAUUCCGACGAUGAUUUUAAUUUUGCUGACUUUGCAAUGACCGAUGAUGAAAUUGAUCAAAGAAUGGAAACUAGGGAACAGAGACCAGCACGCAUUUUGAGACAAAGCAAAGUGAACAUUUUAGAAAACGUCUUAAUGAAAUCGGUAAAUUAGUGUAAACACAUACAUAUUUAUUGUUUAUAUUCCAAAAUUAUCAAUUUCAGGGUAAAGGCACAGAACAACCCCAAAAAAAAACGGAAGUCGAGAAGGAUACUUCAGAUGCCGAAAACAAGGAUGCAGUUCUGGAUUUGCCGGAGAUAAAAAAAAUUACACAAGGCUCAUUGGAAGAGCAAACAAUUGAAACUUCGACGUUUUAUAACAAGAAGGUCUCCAGUUGUCUGCGAAAAAGGAAGUUGUGAUUUAUAAAAGCCGCUUAAAACAAAACUAAAGAACCUAUGUUUUCAUUUCUUUAUUAUUUGUAUGUAUUUCUUAUCCACUUUUCUUUAUUUCAUAAGUAUGUAGUUACUUUGUGUUUAUUAUAUUCAAUAUGAAUGCAAACAAUUGAUUUUUUAAUACAAUGAACAUAAAUUACAUAAGUUACAUAAAUUACAUCUGGUUUGUAAUUUUUGGGUAAUUUUACACGUGUAACUUACAAUUUCUGAAAUUACACGUAAUUUC